UAAUCCAGCUAAAGUAAUGUCAAAGUGAAAAUUUUACAGAGCAACAACAACAAAUACAUAAUAACACCAAAAGAAGUUGGGAAAAAAUAUAAAGUGACUUAUUAGAUUAAAAUGGACAUGUUUGGAGUUGUAUAAAAAGUGAAAAAAUAUAUAAAUUUUUUUUAGUAAUAUAAAACAAAAACAACAAACAUUUCUUACUUUUUCUGCUAAACCUGAUUUGAACGGCUAAAGAAAAUUUACAAAAAAAAUCACAUAAAAAUCCAUUUAUUAAUUGAAGAUCAAUGCAAAACACGUAAAAAAAGAAAGAAAAACCAAAUAUGAAAGUAAUUGGAAAUUGAAAAACGAAAACGUAGUGGAAAAAUUAAUAUAAAAAUAAAAAGUGUUUUAAUUGUUAGAAUAUUUUUGUUAAACAACACACACCUGCCUGCCUGAACAAAACGGAAAUUUCUCUAUUUGUGCAAUUAAAUACAUCAAUCAAUAAGUAAAUAAUUUGUAUCUUUGGAAUUUGUAUCUACUAUUUGCACAUCAUAUACCUACCUAUCUUUUGUAUAUGCAGCAGCAGCAGCUCUACCGCAAGAGAUAACUCGACUGGCUGGGCAUAAUAAUAAAGAAAUAAUUUUAAUCGAUUUGCUGAUAACCUGUUCACAUUUUUGAAAAUAGAGGAGCUUUUGCUAUAUACACAGCCGAUCGCAAAACAAACCACACACAUAAAAUCAAUAAAAUGGCCAAAAAAUAAACUUUCUUUACAAAAAAGAAAAAGAAAACAGAACCAACAAGAGCAAUUAAAUAGGCCAUAAACAGCCCUCCAACCCCGGACUUAAUCAUAAAAGAAAAAUCGAACACAGAAAUAAGGAAUUUAUUUUAGCAGCAACAACUACAACGGCAAACUCAACGCCAACGUUGUAUAAUAAAAUAAUCGAAUUGUUUUAAAAUACAAUUAAUCACAAACAGAAAACAGCAGUUACCGUCAUUUAAGGCGAUAACCAGGAAAAUCGCAAAUAAAUAAAUAAUAAAAAAAUAACCAACAACGACGGGCUGGUAUUUAUUUUUAAUACUACUAACAAACCCAUUGUAGAGCUAUUCAUUCACUAAUUGGCUGUCCAGCAAACAGUCCAUCCAUCCCAACUGUGCAAAGUAACCGGAUAAAUUAGUUUUGGAAUUACAAAUCAAAGCUCAAGCAUUAUAACACAUUUCAAAAUGAAUAGUUUAGUUAAAGUUUUCAGUAAUUUUAGGGAGUUCUAUAGUGAAAUCAAUGGAGCCACUUUGACGGGGGCCAUUGAUGUCAUAGUUGUAGAACAGCCAGAUGGUGAAUUCCAAUGUUCACCGUUUCAUGUACGUUUCGGCAAAUUGGGUGUGUUAAGGAGCCGUGAAAAAGUGGUUGACAUUGAAAUCAAUGGAGAACCUGUAGAUAUUCACAUGAAAUUAGGUGAAUCCGGUGAAGCUUUUUUUGUAGAAGAAUGCCCCGAAGAAGAUGUUGAAGAAUUGCCCGAUAAUUUGGCCACCUCGCCAAUACCAUCAAAUCAUUUUCCCGAAAAAUAUUUAAACAGCAAUAAUAUCGAAAAUGAUGCUGAUAAAGAAAAAAUCGCUAGUGAUGAACUACAAUUGCCAUUACCAUUGCCUAGACGUAAUUCCAUAGAUUUUUCCAAAGAGUCACCCAAGGAUGAGGAAAUCUCAGUUAAAUUUGAAAAUCAAGUUUCUGAUUACAGUCACAGAAGACACACUGAUAAUGUUCUGGAAAGACCUAAUUUGAGUAAAAAAAUCAAUGAGUAUACCACACAAAAACUGCGUCAAGAAUGGGCUGAACAUGAAGAGAUAUUUCAAUUUGAUGCAUUAGAUAAAGAUAAGGACUGGAGCAACAGUACUCAAACAGAAGAUAAACCUAUCGAAUUUGUAGCCAAAGAAGAGCCAACAUUACAAGAAACUAACCAAACUUCAACAAACAUUGAUAUCACCUUAACUUCACAGUCGCUGGAAGAGACUAAAACUCCUUCAAUAUCCAUUACUAAUGUCGCUAAUCAACAGCAACAACAAUUGGAACUAAUCAAUUCUAAUAGCAACAGCAAUAAGGAAGAAUCAAAGAGUAAAAAGAAGCGCCGCAAGAAGUCACAAAUGAAGAAGAAAAAUGCCCAACGCAAAUCCUCUUCGAGCAGUUCGGUGGGCAGUAAUACGCCCCAAGAUGGUGGCGCCACCAAUGAUGACAACAAACAGGCCGAAGAUGCUGAUACUAGUUCAAUAUCGAUCUCAAACAAUACCACCAAUUCAUCAAAUGAUGAAGCCUCUCCUAAAUCGGGUGAACAAGUUUCGGCUGGUUUGGUAACCGCCAUGGGCGGCGAUGAAAGUCCCAUUUCAGAGACUUGUCAAACCUCACCCAUCACACCAAAUACCACUCGUAUACCCGAUUUGGAUAUACAUUUCUUUUCGGAUACUGAAGUUACCUCAUCGGGUGGUAAUGGUCCCAUGGGUGCUGGUCGUGGUGCUGGCCGCCCUUCUACACCCAUACAAAGUGAUAGUGAAUUGGAGAUAUCGUUGCGUGAAAAAGAAACCGAUAGUGAUUUAAUGACCAAUUCGGCUUCAUGGAAAUGGGGUGAAUUGCCCACACCCGAGCCCAAAGAUCAGUCGGACAAUCAGGCAGCUCAGGCGCAGGCCAAACGUAACUCAAUGCUUAGCAAUAUGUUUAAUUUUAUGAAAAACAAUAAUAAAUUACGCAAAAAUGCCAAUGACGGUGGUGUGUAUUUGUCCGAUUUGGAUACCGAAACAAUGGAUCCCGAAAUGUUGGCCAUGUAUUUCCCCUCAGCCUCAUCCAAAGAAACAUCGCCAGCCAUACCAGUCUUACACUGCAAUGAGGAUGAUCGUGAGAGUGGCAAUGGUACAUCUCUGCCUCACUCGCCCAGUUCUUUGGAGGGACAAAAGAGUUUAGAUUCCGACUAUGAAGAUGGCAAACUGCAAGAGGGAAAAUACUUAGACUUUGUGGCCAUGUCUUUGUGUGGUCUCCAGGAAAAAGGUGAUCCUUCCGAUGAGGAAUUUGAACGUCAUUCUAUUAAAUAUAAAGAUGUCUGUGAAAAUCCCAGCAUCUUCUCAUCGCCUAAUUUAGUUGUACGCCUAAAUGGUAAAUACUACAGCUGGGCGGCUGCAUGUCCAAUUGUCAUGACCAUUAUAACAUUCCAGAAGCCUUUAACUAAUGAUGCCGUUGACCAAUUAAUGGUUAAUGCUAAACAAGAUGCUGUAGUGGCUGCUGAUGCCAUAAAUAAGGCUGAAGAAGUUGAUGGUGGUACUCCCACCGGUACACAAAAUCAAGCCAAACGUUCUUGGUGGUACUGGAGACGUUCACAAAAUGUUAACAGCACAGUCAGUGUUGCAAACAAUGCCUCAAAGACUGGUAAAUUAGAUGAGAAACAAGAUGAUAAGGAAAAUGAUCAAAAUGCUGUGGCUACACAAACAACACGUCCCAAUUCGCCCGAUAUUAGUGAUCGUACUUUAAGCAAAACCGAUUCUACCAUGAAUGCUGAAAAUACCUCAGCCAUAAUGGAUAAUAUGGAGGAUUUAUCGCAAGCUUCAUCCAAAAGUGAAUCCACAGAAAAUAAAAACAAAUUGGAACGUUACAAAAAAUCAUUGCGUUUAAGUUCAGAGUCAAUCAAAAAACUUAACCUAAAAGAGGGCAUGAACGAAAUUGAAUUUAGUGUAACCACCGCCUAUCAGGGCACCACACGCUGCAAAUGCUACUUAUUCCGCUGGAAACACAAUGACAAAGUUGUCAUUUCCGACAUCGAUGGCACCAUCACAAAAUCCGAUGUUUUGGGUCAUCUUCUGCCCAUGGUCGGCAAGGAUUGGGCUCAACUGGGUGUUGCUCAACUAUUCUCGAAAAUCGAACAGAAUGGCUAUAAGCUAUUGUAUUUAUCGGCACGUGCCAUUGGCCAGUCGAGAGCGACACGUGAAUAUUUACGUUCCAUACGUCAGGGUGAUGUUAAAUUGCCCGAUGGCCCAUUGUUAUUAAAUCCUACUUCCUUGAUAUCGGCAUUCCAUCGUGAGGUGAUUGAACGUAAACCGGAACAAUUCAAAAUUGCCUGUUUGUCGGACAUUAGGGAUUUGUUCCCUAAUAAGGAUCCCUUCUAUGCGGGUUACGGUAAUCGUAUCAAUGAUGUCUGGGCUUAUCGUGCAGUUGGUAUACCCAUCAAGCGUAUAUUCACCAUUAACACUAAAGGAGAAUUGAAACAUGAAUUAACACAAACAUUCCAAUCUUCUGGUUAUAUCAAUCAAUCACUAGAAGUAGAUGAACAUUUUCCUAUGCUGGAUAAUGAUGAUUACGAUUAUAAAACAGACAUUUUCGAUGACGACGAGGAGGAGGAUGAACUCAAAUUCAGUGAUACCGAAAGUGAUGGAGAGGAGAUUUUCAGUGAUGAAUAUGCAGAUGAUCAAGAUGAUGGCAUAGUGGUCGAUGUAUCGGAAUCAUUAAGUCCCAAUGCAUCGCUUAAUUCCCAAACACCCAUAGGUCAUGCGGUAGAAAAUAGAGAAGGCAAUUCGUCGCCCGCAGCAGCAGUACUAAUCAAUGCAUCUCUCUAUGUCAACUGAGGCAGAAGCUAAAAACAACCUCUAAAAGCUAAACAUGAACAAAAAUGUUUUAUAUUUUUUAUUAUUAUUAUUAAUUAUACCUAAACUUAGUGUUUUUUUCGACAACUAAAUUGUGAUAUUUAUUACCUGGUUAUUUGUAUGCAAUUGAAUUGCUUUUAACUUUUAAAUUUAAACAAGAACUAUAUAUUUUUGAAGUGUAUUUAAGGUUUCUGUGUGAGUUUUUACCAUAACAUUACAUUACUCUAAUGUUAUCUAAACUAAAUCUAUUAUUUAGUUAUAAGUAAAGAAAAGUAUUGUUAUUUAUCUUUAAAUAUGAUAAUAUUCGGUUAUUAAACCCAUUAAGUUAUUUAAUCUUUAAGUUUAUUUUAUUUGUGUUUUAUCCAAAUAUUUAAAAAGCGUUACAUUUAGUACCUCUUUUUCUAUUUUAAAUUUGUAAAUAUUUCUUUAGUUGAAUAUAUUUUAACAAAAAUAAAUGUGAUGAAAUUUUGAAAAAUAUUUAUGUAUGUAUCAAUUUUAUGUUUAUUUUUAAAUAUAAACAAAUGAUUUUUAUUUAAAUAA
Calliphora vicina (urban bluebottle blowfly) is the source of this 5124-nucleotide messenger RNA. RefSeq names its product phosphatidate phosphatase LPIN (gene Lpin). Gene Ontology annotation, cellular component: nucleus. Gene Ontology annotation, biological process: triglyceride biosynthetic process; cellular response to insulin stimulus; fatty acid catabolic process. The coding region runs from base 1198 to 4566 and encodes 1122 amino acids. Gene Ontology annotation, molecular function: transcription coactivator activity; phosphatidate phosphatase activity. The record is from RefSeq and is a predicted model, not a curated record. Lineage: Eukaryota; Metazoa; Arthropoda; Insecta; Diptera; Calliphoridae. The transcript is spliced from 12 exons.